This is a messenger RNA of Saccostrea echinata, 5357 nucleotides long. Its product is annotated as contactin-5-like. The coding region runs from base 166 to 3978 and encodes 1270 amino acids. The record is from RefSeq and is a predicted model, not a curated record. NCBI's taxonomy places the organism in Eukaryota, Metazoa, Mollusca, Bivalvia, Ostreida, Ostreidae. The transcript is spliced from 28 exons. Gene Ontology annotation, biological process: cell-cell adhesion. Gene Ontology annotation, molecular function: protein binding.
CUGAACCUUAUCCAAUACAAAAGCUAGGUAUGCAUUCGGUUUAAAGCUCAAGACGCAGUGAAUUGUGAAGCUGUUGUAAAGGGGGCCAAUCAUAUAUUUAAGUUCAAAUACAACUGGAUUUUAUUUACAUAUAAGGAAGGUUAAGCAGACAUUCAGAGAUGAGCCAUGUGUAAAGUCCUAUUGCUUUCUAUCUUGACUUUGGGCUUUAGGACUGCACACUCACAGUUCUAUGAAUGCCCGGAUGAUUGGGUAUCGUACGAUGUAGGCCAGAGAUGUUACAAGUUUAAGGCGGUUCCCACCGCCCGAUAUGACAUGGCGGUAGCUCACUGUGUGGAGGAAGCCAGCAGUGCCUAUGUUUUGGCCAUCAAUGAUGCCCAAGAACACAGUUUCAUCAGCGAUUGGUUGACAAACCAAGACACAGUCAGGCGUCUUUGGUACACUAGUGGCAUCAAGAAUCCGUCUAAUCCCAGCAAUUACAGAUGGGACGGGGAUAAUACGAAUCUGAGGUUUGACCUUAAUUUCUGGAAUGAUAACGGGCAGCAGCAACCCGGAAAUAUGAUUGCUUACGCUUUCAACGGUAUUAGCUAUGGAUGGCAACAUGUUUCAUCCAACAGGAGUUUGUCCUACAUUUGUGAAAUCAGUCAACAAGAUGCCUACACCAUUUUGACACAAAAACGUGAUUUCAGCUUUGGGGUAGUUUCCACAGACAAGAACGAUAUCAAAUACGGUCCAACCUUUACUGUGGUUCCCUCUGACGUCACAAUGAUCGCCAAAACUCCAUCGCUGUUUAUCGAGUGCCGGGCGUCGUCCAACCCCCCGGCCACUUACCAGUGGUACCGUGGACCAAAGACUAAUCAAACUCUGAUUAGUCCCCAGACAAACGUUCGGUACACGUUGACGAAUGGUAAGCUGUCCAUUCAGAGCCCCGUGGAAGAGGACGAGGGUCAAUACCAAUGUAGGGCCCAUAAUCAAUACGGAACCAUUGUCAGUAACCCCAUCAAUAUCGACUUUGGAUAUCUUGGAGAAUUCUCCAAUGUUGAAAAUGCCCCCACACGAUCUCUGGCGUAUGAGGGAGCGGUCAUUGAAUGCUCGCAGAUUAAUUAUAAGCCAGCGGCAACCUAUACCUGGAGAAGACGCAGUACGAAACACGACAAUUCACACAAUACAAACGGUUAUAUAAACGAAGAUAUUUAUAUCAUCGAGACUGAGAAAUUACCAUACAUCUUCAUCUCCAAUAACGGCAAACUUUACUUCACCGAGGCCACAUAUGCGGACGCCACGGAUUAUUACUGCGAGGUAACGUUAAACGUCCCUAGCAAACAGAAUGUGGUCGGCUCAAGUCAGGCCCCCAGCCGAAUGAGCAGAAAGAUCCCCUUAGAAAUCCUCAAUCAAGCUGCAAAGACAGAGUGGGGUCCAGUCAUCCACCCUGACUUUAUCGAAGUCUCCCCUAGUCCCCCUAUGAGAGGACACAAGGUCAGAAUGGAGUGCUUCGCCUACGGCACGGCUGUAGAAUACGAACAGACUUGGUCCUACGGCUGGAGUAAGGUUGGCGGGAGAAUGCCGGACAGGGCAAAGUAUCACGACUUUAACCGAGUGGUGGAGAUCGAUGAUAUCCAAUACGAAGACGAGGGGACGUAUCAAUGUAUCGUCAAAAGGAAAAGCUCUAUUGCCACAAAAGAAGUCCUGCUGUCUGUAGAAUCUAAGCCCUAUUUUCUGAUUCCCUUGGACCACAAACACUUAGAUGAAGGUGUGGAGACUUCGUGGCGGUGUCUGGCUUACGGUAAACCUACUCCUACCUACUCCUGGUAUAUCAAUGGAACGCUAUUUGAUCCCAACAGCAAUAACGAUAUAGUAGUUAAUCGGAAUACGAUGACCAUAAGAAACGCUAACGCCCUCAAACAUAAUGGCAUGUACCAGUGUGCUGCCACCAAUGUCCACGGCACGUCAUUUAGUGCAGCUCAAGUCCGGGUGCUGGCAUUCCAACCAACCUUCAAGAAAAAGCAACUCCCAGAAAGCAUGGAUGCAGCUCUUAACGGAGAAAUCAUCAUUCCUUGUGAACCAGAAGGAGCACCCAAACCGGAAAUCACGUGGUUAAGGAAUGGUGCAGCGAUUGGUGGAGACUCUCGGGUUCAAGUUAUGCCCAAUAAUUUUUUGAAAAUAACCAACAUUGGCUAUGGAGACCAGGGCUACUAUGAAUGCAGAGCAAAGAAUACUCACGGAAGUGAUGCAAGUUUUUGCAAGCUUAAUGUGAAAGUUGGUACAACAAUAAGUUACCCCCCUAGUCCCAAGACCGAGGUAUACCAAAACAAGACGGCUCUGAUCUAUUGCACGGCGUCCUAUGACGUGUCACUGGAUCUCGUGUAUGUGUGGACCUUCAGCGGGAAAAUAAUAGAUCUCCAGAGAAACGCUCACUAUGAAAUGGCAAACUUGCCAUCAGGCAAGGGUUUAUACAUCAAAAUGGCACAGUUCUAUCAUGCAGGGAAGUAUGAAUGUAUUGCACGAACGCCACUAAACGAAGCUAGGGCGGCAGGGGAACUGGCGGUGUAUGGACCCCCUGGCGUGGUUGGCGGUCUUUACGCAGACCCAGGAACCCCCACUACUACCUCCAUCGAUAUUUUAUUCUUUCCUGGCGCAAGUCAUGGGUUUCCCAUCGAGUACUUCAUUGUAGAGUUUGAAAUUCAGUCGGAGAAGGGAACGUGGUAUUUCAGCAAUGAAACACACACCGUUUUUGCGCCUUCGACGGUCAUUUCUGGAAACGACCGUGACAUGCGGACCAUUACAGUGCGCGGGUUAAAUCCGGGCAAUGGAUACAGCUUCCGGAUAAAAGCAGUAAAUGUACAAGGAGUCGGUCCACCCUGUGUCCCGUCAAGUGCUGUGAACACAUUAGAGGCUGCCCCGGCUGAGCCCCCUAGCAACCUCAGUAGUCGAACAGAGGGCGUGGAAGUAGGUCAACUGAUGAUCACAUGGAAGAAAUUACCUCUAAGAUACCAUGGCGCCAAUGACUUGUCAUACAUAGUGUACUAUAGAUUGUUCAAGCCGAACUCUGCCACCGACUCUUUGUGGAACAAGAAAAUCAUAACAGACUGGCAACAGGAGCAGGUGGUUGUACAGGUGGGAGAGGACUACUAUUGGACGCAGUACGAGACUAAAAUACAGGCCAAAAACAAACACGGAACCAGUCAGAAUACCUCUAUAGUCAUUGUGUACUCAGCUAUGGGCAUGCCGAUUGCAGUCCCCACUGAGAUCAGAGGAGAGGGCUACAACUCCACAGCUUUAGUGGUAUCCUGGAACCCGGUGCCAGACACCAGGGAGGAAAUCAAAGGCAGAUUAGGAGGCUACCAGGUAAAUUAUUACCUACGAGUUCAAAGUGAAGAUGACACGAAGGAUUAUAAGUACAAACAGUCUAUAAGGUUUCACGGCCAGAGGGACUCGGGAGUGAUUAUAGGUUUAGAACCCGAUACGUACUACAUUGUGGAGGCCCAAGUAUUCACCGAUGCCGGGCUCGGUCCACUGGGAGAACCAUAUCCCGCGGAAACCAUGAAUCCAGCUCCGUCCCUCUAUCCACAGGAAGUGGAUGUGGUAUCGAAGGACGCUUCCUCUGUUAUCCUCUCAUGGCGAGGGGUUAGCACAUCACAGAGUGAAGACUCAUUAAAGGGAUACAGGAUCUUUAUUUGGAAAGCUAAUGAGCAUUUCCGUACGGCGGAACCUAUCGAUGUCGCCAAACACCCGACUGAGUACACCCUCACGGGGAUAGAGAAGGACUACGUGUACGCGGUCAGGGUCGCGGGGUACAGUUUUGGAGGAAUCGGGAGGAAAUCUCCAACAUUAUACUUCACUCUAGCUGGCUCACGUGUGCCUAUUGAUAGAACUAUUACGCAACAACUUCUAGCAGACCGAUCUAACAGAAUCCAGAGUGGCGCCCUCUAUACAGUCGCUUUAUCACUCCUUAUAUGGACAGUAGUGCGAUAUAUUCACUAGUAAGCAACGGGUUCAUAAUAUCAGGAUGGAAUCUCGUAUAAAUUGUGAUAUAACAGUAGUUACUGUAAUGUUUCUUUAUCGUUACAAUUCUAUUAUACUAGUGAAACUAGUUCAGUGAAAUCCAUGCAAUAAAUCUGUCUUAAAGAAAAGAAAUUGUAUUUUUUUGUAUAUAAUAUUUUUGUUUUUAGAAAUUUUUAAGAAUUAAUUUGUAAUUUGAUAUAACAUACUGGGUAUAAAUGUUAUUUGAAGUUUUGUAUAUGAGGAAAGGAACGUCAGAAUGAUGUAUGUUUUUGAAGACUUAUUUUUUUUAUCUCAUUGCCUUUAUUCACUAUAAUUUUAUGUAUACAUCAUCAUCCAUUUCAUCUUUCAUGUUUUAUUCAGCAUAAUAUUAUCAUAUCAUUUUAUUAAGAUUUUCAUUGUUAGAGAUUUUGUGCUAAAACCGUGUCGGGAUGAAUGUUAAGCAUAUUAUAUAAUAAUUCAUUUCUAAGGAGAUGGGUGAACAUGACGAGCGAUAAGCCUAUAGUGUGACAAACAUGAAGAUGAGAAAUUAAAUUUCAAUUAUAUCAAAAUUUUCCUUGAUAUUUCGUCUAACAUUAAAAUAUACUUUAUGUAAAAUCUCUACAAUUUGCAAAAAUCUCUCAAAGAUUGAAAUUAUUUGCCUGUGAAAUAUUAGACACACACUAAAGCGGGAAAAAAGAGUCAUUUUGGCAUACUAUAGCACUAUUUUUCGAUGUGAGUGGGUCUUCGCUCCACCUUUUUGAAAGUUAAUCCUCAAAGUUUGCAUAAAAAUAUACAUUUUUUGGUUACCAAAAAUAUGGAGCAAUGGCCCACUAUACCUUAAAAAUAUACUUUUAUGACAUAACAUUCGCUUCUUUUCGAGAAAUACUUGAAGUCCAUUAAGUCAAGGGUCAUAUCACAAACAUGAUUUAAAUGCCACUGUUCGUCAGGACUUGUUUAGUCUAGUGGUUAGCGUGCUAGUCUCGAAAGAAAAUGAUACUCAGGAUUUUUAUUGCUAGGGUUCCAACCCCACGAAUACCACAUAAUUUUUUUUAAUAAAAGAAUACAUUUUGCCGAGAAAAUUUUCCUCAGAAAAGUUUUGUUUAUCACAAUUUCAUAAAUUUCAAUAAUGAGAACUUUACUCUAAAUAUUAAAUUCACAAACUGAACAUUAUAUUUAUAUUUCUGAAGCUAUAGGCUUUCUGCACGCUAUGUUCGCCCAUCUCCUUUAACGUUUACUUUUCUUACAUAACUACCAAAGGUAUAAAUGUUUUGUAUACCAAGAAAUAAAUGUUAAGCAUAUUAUUUCAUUCAUUUCCAAUUUAACGUUUAUUUUUCUUAUAUAACUACCAAAGGUAUAAAUGUUUUGUAUACCAAGAAAUA